Effrenium voratum is the source of this 1380-nucleotide messenger RNA. NCBI's taxonomy places the organism in Eukaryota, Dinophyceae, Suessiales, Symbiodiniaceae. The record is from the annotation of a GenBank genome assembly.
AUGCCCAAAGAUGGCCAGGAGAACGAUUUCGACGUCGCUGCACUUCUCGGGGAGAUCAGCGAUGACAGCGAAGAAGAGGUGAAGCCAAAGCCCAAAGUGGCCGAAGCAGCAGAAGAGGCAGAAGAAGAGGAAGAUGAGGAAGAGGAAGAAGAGGAGGAGGAAGAGGAGGAGGAAGAGGAUGAGGAGAUUGGAGAUGCAGGCUUUCCGCGCAGAUCGUCUGUCAAGUCUGAGGCUGCCAGGAGGUCCUCCGGGCGGAUGGAGGCUCCGAGGACCUCCAUCCACAACAGUCACCUCGACGAAGUGGACCGGCUGCUAUCAGGACUUCUGGAGGAAGCCCAGUCGCCCAGCGGCAGCGACUCGGAGUUCGGAGCCGGCGAGAUGCGCGCGCACGACCAGAAGUUGGCGCAAAAGGAUGCGGCCUUGCGUGUGGCGCCCGCGCAUGCGGCCACCCAAAAGCCCCGCGCCGGUCAAGAGCAAGAGACAGUGCUCGACUUGGACAAGGCAGGCGGUCGCAGACCCAGCGUGGCUUCUUCAGGCAGCGUGAGGGAGGCGCCCAGUUCCCACGAGGAUGCCCCCGCUGCGGCCUCACAUGCAUCGCCCUCGCAUAGGCUGACAUGCCGUAAGCAUGCGACUAUGCUGGACCUGGACGAGGUAGCAGGUGGUCAUCGCACUCCCAGCGUGGCUUCUGCUUCAGGCAGUGUGCGGGAAGCGGCGCACAGUUUGCACGAGGAUGCAGCCCACGCUGCGGCCUCACAUGCAGCGCCCGCGCAUAGGCUGACAUGCCGCAAGCAUGCGACUAUGCUGGACCUGGACGAGGUAGCAGGUGGUCAUCGCACUCCCAGCGUGGCUUCUGCUUCAGGCAGUGUGCGGGAAGCGGCGCACAGUUUGCACGAGGAUGCAGCCUCUGCGGCCUCGCAUGUGACCUCGCACAAGCCCACAUGCCACCAGCACGAGACUCUGCCGGACCUGCAGGUCGGGCACCGUCCCGGUUCUUCAGGCAGCGUGCGGGAGGAUGGCCAAAGUCGCCUCCGCUCAGGCUGCAACCUGGCUUUGGACGAGGAUGCUCAGUCGCCCUGCCUCACGACGCCCUCUGCUUCUGAAGCAUCCAGGCCGAAGGGUGGAAGGAUUCGCGGAUUCAUUGACGGGGAUCGAUCGCAUGGGGAUCGCACCAGCAAGCAGAAUCCGGGCGGAGGCAGAGGCGGAAAGGCCAUCUCGAGAAUGCACAGCUUCAACCUGUGCAGGUCUGCAUCUUCAGAGAUGAACUUUUUCCCGGACAGCAUGCGCGGAGGGCCCAAGAACUGGCGGUUUCUGAGAGUGGCGCUCAAUACCGCCCAACGGCGUCGGGCCAGGGCCGGCACCCACUUCUCGGGCCGGCGCUAG